Lucilia cuprina (Australian sheep blowfly) is the source of this 660-nucleotide messenger RNA. RefSeq lists its product as uncharacterized. NCBI's taxonomy places the organism in Eukaryota, Metazoa, Arthropoda, Insecta, Diptera, Calliphoridae. The transcript has 3 exons. The record is from RefSeq and is a predicted model, not a curated record. Bases 142 to 594 code for a protein of 150 amino acids. Gene Ontology annotation, biological process: positive regulation of voltage-gated potassium channel activity; sleep; regulation of synaptic transmission, cholinergic.
CAAAAGAAGUAAAAGACCAAAAAAAGAAAAAGAAGUUUAAUAAAUGUGUGCCACUCUGCACAAUUAGUUUCUUAUUAAAGUACAAAAGGAGAAUAAUUAUAAAAAAAAAACAAUUUUAGAGAAAUUUUAUUGUACAAAAAAAUGAAAAUCGUCAGCAUACAAAUAACUGUGAUAGUGAUAUUGUUAAAUUUUUUAAAUUUAUCUAAUGCUUUGUUGAGAAGAUGUUAUUCUUGUCGUUCACGUGGUGAAUUGGGCAGUUGUAAAGAUCCUUUUAAUUUCAAUGCCACCGAUGUUGAAAGUGAACCAGGUCUGACGGCCAUACCCUGUGCUUCCGGCUGGUGUGGCAAAGUUAUUGAGGGUGGUGGUACCUAUGCCACAGAUGAUUACGAUCAAGCCAUACAACGUAUGUGUGUACAACGUGGCCCUGAUGACAAUCAAGAUCGUUGUGCCAAUACCGUUUACAAUUAUAAAAAAGUCUACAUGUGCUUCUGUCAAGGUGACCUGUGCAAUGGCAGUGAAACAAUAAAUCAAUUACAAUUUAAGAAAAUCAUAACAAUUGGUGCAAUAUUAACAAUUUUACAUAGAUUUUUGUAAAUACAACUAUUUUUGGAAAUAAAAUGUUAAAAAUAAUUAUGACCCUGACAAAACUUAUUUGUCCAA